Balearica regulorum gibbericeps (East African grey crowned-crane) is the source of this 1355-nucleotide messenger RNA. The record is from RefSeq and is a predicted model, not a curated record. Lineage: Eukaryota; Metazoa; Chordata; Aves; Gruiformes; Gruidae.
AAUCUGAUCAAGGGCACCAUCUCCAGGGAUGUGUGGUGAGAUGGGAGGACACCUGGAAGGCAAGGAGAAACUCCCCAUGGUUGAGGGGAAAAGCCGAGAGUGAGACGACAAAAGAGAUCGCGUUUCUGUGCUUCCAAAUUCUCAGAUGUUUUGGAUUUGCCUGGGAGCCAUGAGAGGAAUUAGAAAGGGCAUUUAAACCAGAAAGCAGUGCAUUUCCAUGCUCAUCUCUUCUUCCUGGUGCAGUGUUGGAAUUUUCCUAUACUCUUUUAUGUCCUCCCCCUUCUUCCAAGAAAUUCAAAUUGGAUGUUUGAAGUUGCAGUGUUUCCUGAACAUGGAUAGAGAACUGCGUCCAGAAGAAAUUGAAGAAUUAAGAGAAGCCUUUAAGGAGUUUGAUAAAGACAAGGAUGGGUUUAUUAACUGCAGGGACCUGGGGAACUGCAUGCGAACCAUGGGCUACAUGCCUACUGAGAUGGAGCUAAUAGAGCUCUCCCAGCAGAUCAACAUGAACCUGGGUGGCCAUGUGGAUUUUGAAGAUUUUGUUGAGCUGAUGGGACCAAAGCUGCUAGCAGAAACUGCAGACAUGAUUGGUGUAAAAGAGCUCCGUGAUGCCUUCAGAGAGUUUGACACCAAUGGUGAUGGGGAGAUCAGCACCAGUGAGCUGCGAGAAGCCAUGAAGAAGCUUCUAGGGCAGCAGGUGGGACAUCGGGAUAUUGAAGAGAUCAUCCGGGACGUGGAUCUGAAUGGAGAUGGGCGUGUUGAUUUUGAAGAGUUUGUUCGCAUGAUGUCCCGUUGAAGAUAAUUCUCAGCUAAAGAAGAAUCAGCACCUUAGAGAGGGCAGAAGAGGACCUAGAUGGAGCAUCUAGCCCCGGUGUUCCCACAUGAAGGUUUAUCGGCUGGCUGCAAUUGGGACAUUGCAAGAUGACCUGCUGCUCCUCCCUCAUGGUGGUCCCCAUGCCCCUCCACCCUUUCACACUGUGAAAGACUUGCAACUUCCUACAACUGGAACCAUUCCUUGGAGAUGAUUGCAGGAUAACUGCAGAGCCAGGACUUGCCAUGAUGCUUUCAUGGGAUAUUUGCAACUUUAAACUCCUCCUCCCCAGCUUUAUUCUCCCACCAGCUGCUGCAAAGCAAGAGCAGGAGAAAUCCUCUUGGCUUGGUGGAUGAGAGCAAAGCCAUUGGGACUGGUGGCAGCCUCAGGGCGUGCUCUGCACUUCUUGAUUUCCCUUGGUGAACCGUGUCUGUGUUUGCUGUCUGUGUGUGCGUCUAUCUGUGUGGAGUUAUUUAUGCUUCCCCAGCACAUAUUCACAUCUCCUGUGGUUAUGUUUACCAAGAGUAAAUUCAAAUACAUGUCUUGC